Messenger RNA from Panicum hallii, 1573 nucleotides. RefSeq names its product monooxygenase 3-like. Gene Ontology annotation, molecular function: FAD binding. Bases 79 to 1407 code for a protein of 442 amino acids. The transcript is spliced from 5 exons. Lineage: Eukaryota; Viridiplantae; Streptophyta; Magnoliopsida; Poales; Poaceae. The record is from RefSeq and is a predicted model, not a curated record.
CGACAGUCUUAUGGCGAUCAAAAAAAAAACUCUCCAGCUCCUGCCCAAGAAACUCCUGCCAUCGCCAUCGCCAUCGCCAUGGCACUGGCCAGCUCCACCUCCCUCUGCUCACCUCCACUCCCCUGUCCACGCCUCCGCCGCCGUUACAGUGCCGCCGCGCCCACCGUCACCGCCUCGCCGACCACGCAGCGGUCGGAUGAGAACAUCGUCAUCGUGGGCGCGGGCGUCGCGGGCCUGGCCACCGCGCUCGCCCUGCGCCGGCUCGGCGUGGGGGCCACCGUGCUGGAGCAGGGCGCAACCCUGCGCGCGGGCGGCACGUCCCUGACGCUGUUCAAGAACGGGUGGCGCGUCCUGGACGCCAUCGGCGUCGCCGACGAGCUCCGCGCCAAGUACCUGCGCAUCCAGGGGAUGAGGAUGCGGUCGGCGGCGGCGGGCGGGCGGGAUCUGCGCGAGUUCUCCUUGGAGGAAGAAGCCCCCGGGCAGGAGGUGCGAGCGGUGGAGAGGAGAGUGCUUCUCGAGACGCUUGCUUCGAAGCUGCCACCAGGCACGAUAUCAUUCUCAUCCAAACUGAAAUCGAUUGCAGAGCAGGGGCCUGAUGGCACCCUGCUGGAACUCGAGGAUGGGAGACAAAUUCUCUCCAAGAUUGUGAUCGGCUGCGACGGCGUGAACUCGCCGAUCGCGAGGUGGAUGGGCUUCUCAGAGCCUCGGUACGUCGGGCACAUGGCGUUCCGGGGGCUCGCGGAGUACGCCGACGGACAACCGUUCAAGCCCAAGGUGAACUACAUCUACGGCCGAGGUGUCCGUGCUGGCUUUGUCCCGGUCUCCCCGACCAAAGUCUACUGGUUCAUCUGCUUUAACAGACAAGAUCCAGGCCCAAAGAUCACCGACCCGGCGGUGCUCAAGAGCGAGGCGCUGGACCUCGUCCGCGGCUGGCCAUCCGACCUCCUCGCCGUGAUGCACAGCACGCCCGAGGGCGCCGUGGUGCGGACGCCGCUCGUGGACCGGUGGCUCUGGCCGGGCCGGGCGCCGAGCGCGUCGAGGGGCGGGCGUGUGGUGCUGGUCGGCGAUGCGUGGCACCCCAUGACGCCCAACCUCGGCCAGGGCGCGUGUUGCGCGCUCGAGGACGCCGUCGUCCUAGCACGCCGCCUCGCACCCGCUGCUAGCGGGGGCACGAAUAGUAUUGAGGCGGCGAUGCGUGCGUACGAGGCGGAGAGGUGGUCACGCGUGUUCCCACUUACGGCGCGCGCAGGGCUAGUGGGCACGCUGGUGCAGUGGGAGAACCCUGCGGUUUGCGCGGUGCGCGACGGCGUGGUGAUCCCGAGGCUCGUCAGGCUAGGCCCGUUCCUGGAGCACACCAACUUCGAGUGCGAUCUGAUCGAGCCGACGCCGCAAUCACCAUGUCCAUGAUGGAAAGCGUACAGGUUUCUCAUGUAGAUCAGUAUCUAAGUCCUUACACUAUUUUUACUUCUUGCUGAUAAUAAUUACUUAGCUUAAAGAAUGUCGAUUUGCUGUGUAAUCAUGUACAUACUGUAUACCAAAUGUAUGAGUUCAAGCUAGUAAACAAGUUUUUUAA